UCAAAUAGGUUUUUGAGCAUUGCUGAGCUUCACUAGGUUGAGAACUUGAAAUCAUGGCCAGGAGGAGAUCUCUAAGAUUAAAUCCAUCUGAUGAUGAUGAUGAAGUUUUAUCCAAUGAGGAAAAUCUGAAUGAUUUGUCUUUCUAUGAUGGCCCUCCCUGGCAUCCUCCCAAUGUCAUCUGUGAUAAUCUCAAUGAGUCAGGCAUCAGGAGUAAUGGGCACUUUGUUCAACAGCGAGAUGUUGAGAAUGUGGUGAAACUUUUGGAGGAGGACUGCACCGUCCCCUUUAUAGCACGUUACAGGAAGGAACAGACCAGUAAUAUGGAGGCGGCAGUAAUAAGAGAAAUAAAAUCUUCACUCGAGGAGCUGAAGGCAGUCCAGGAUAAAACAAAAUUUCAUCUGCUGAAACUUGGAAAAGAAAAAAAACUGUCAACGGACAUACGGGAAAAACUCUGUAACUCCUACAGCAUGGAGCAACUGGAGCAAUUGGUUGCUCCUUUUAAAAGUGGUUCAAAAACAACAUUGGCUGAGAGAGCCAGAAAGGCUGGAUUAGAGCCUGCAGCGGAAGACAUUUUAGGAGAUAAAGGUCUCUUUAACGUACAGGACUACAUCCAGUCAGAAGGAUGUACAAGGACUGCUAAAGAGGUGGAGGAAGGUGUGCAGCACAUUGUUGCUGAAGUGAUAUCCAAGGACAAGGCCACAGUGGACUAUCUGAGAUCUUGUGUGAAAGAGAUGAGUUCACAGAUAUUCUUGUGUGUGAGCAAAGCCUCGCAGGCGAGGAAGAAGACCAAGAAAGACCAGCAAGUGGACUUUGAGAAAUUCCAGUCCUACAUGGACAAGAAGCACUGUAUAAAUACGGUCAGACCUCAUCAGGUCUUGGCCAUAAACCGAGGAGAAGAGCUCAAAGCUCUCUCUGUCAAGGUUAGUCUACCGGACAGACUCAACGAGAGAUUCAUGCACUGGUGCAAGACUAAGUGGUGCUCCAAGACACAGCCAAACUCCUAUGCUGCUAGGAUCAUCUGUAUUUCAGUAGAGGAUUCCUAUAACCGUCUUAUGGCUCCGAUGAUCAUGAGGGAGAUCAGAUCCAAGUUGAACAAAACUGCAGAGAAAGCGUCCAUUGAGGUAUUCACCCAAAAUCUCCAUCGGUUACUACUUACACCACCGGUCAAAGGCAGGGUUAUAUUGGGAAUAGACCCAGGGUUCAAGAAUGGCUGCAAGCUAGCCGUCAUAUCUGCCACAGGGAAUCAUAGCGCUGUAAUGAUUCUCCAUUGA
Molecule: messenger RNA, 1271 nt
Organism: Lytechinus pictus (painted urchin)
Lineage: Eukaryota; Metazoa; Echinodermata; Echinoidea; Temnopleuroida; Toxopneustidae
Product: S1 RNA-binding domain-containing protein 1-like
Exons: 9
Coding region: 54-1271 (405 amino acids)
Biological process (GO): translation
Molecular function (GO): mRNA binding; structural constituent of ribosome
Source: RefSeq, a predicted model, not a curated record